This is a messenger RNA of Mercenaria mercenaria, 1773 nucleotides long. RefSeq names its product 1-deoxyxylulose-5-phosphate synthase YajO-like. The record is from RefSeq and is a predicted model, not a curated record. Bases 98 to 1225 code for a protein of 375 amino acids. NCBI's taxonomy places the organism in Eukaryota, Metazoa, Mollusca, Bivalvia, Venerida, Veneridae. Gene Ontology annotation, molecular function: oxidoreductase activity. The transcript has 9 exons.
UUCAAUACACAUAUACAUACGUUGUUUCGCAUACAUGCUGUGUAUGAAUUAACAGAACCUAUUUGAUUUUCCUCAUACAAACAGAAUAAAGUAAAGGAUGGAUGCAGAGGUACAGUACAAUUAUCUAGGAAAGACCGGUGUCAAGGUCUCAAAUAUUUGUCUUGGUACGAUGACCUUUGGAAAGCAAGAAGGCGGUCCAUUCAAUUUUUAUGAUUCACCAACACGUUCAACUGAGGAGAUAGCACACCAACUGAUGGACCGUUUUUUGGAGCUAGGUGGAAAUUUUGUAGACACUGCUGACAUGUACUGCGCAGGAACGUCUGAAACUAUUAUAGGAAAUUGGUUUCAAAGCAAUCACAAGAGAAAUCGUGUAAUCUUGGCGACAAAAGUAUACAAUCCAAAAGACAAAGAAUUAAACAAUAUUGGUUUAAGCAGGCGACAUAUCGUACAGGCUCUAGAAGGAAGUCAACAAAGACUGCAGACAGAUUAUAUUGACCUGUAUCAGGCCCAUGGUUGGGAUAAUGCUACCCCUAUUGAGGAAACAUUGCGCACUUUUGACGACCUUGUUCGCUGUGGUAAAAUUCACUACUACGGUUAUAGCAACCUGUGUGGCUGGCAGAUGCAACAGGUAGUUGAUUCAUCCAAAAGUCUCGGACUCCAGCCUUGUGUCACAUUGCAGCAACAGUAUAGUUUGUUACAUCGGGAUUCAGAGUGGGAACCGUUUAUGGUGUGUCAGAAUGAAGGCAUUGCUGUUCUACCAUGGAGCCCACUUAAAGGGGGGCUGUUGACCGGAAAAUUUAAAAAAGGAGAAACGCCGGAUGCUAGCAACAGUAGACUGGGAUAUAUGUACUCACAGAAGGCAGUAGGUCAGCUGGGUGCCUGGUCAGAAUAUUCCAACAAUGAAAAGUACUGGCAAAUCAUUGAGAUUCUCCGAGACAUCUCUGUGAAACAUAAUAAGACAGUGGCACAGAUUGCAUUGAAAUGGUUGCUACAGAAGGAUUGUGUGGCCUCGGUUGUCAUAGGUGCAACGUCCAUAAAUCAACUUGAAGAAAACAUGAAAGCUGGUGGUAAAUGGCAACUAACUGUUGAAGAGAUGGAGGAACUUGAUAAAGCAAGUCCUAACUACAAGCCGUAUCCUUACGAUAUGAUAUGGAAUGCCAGAAAUGCAGGACGAUAUAACCAGUUUCACGACAAGUCGGUUAAAGUUCCAAACACUUCCUUAUAAAUGCAUGCCGGAUAAAUAUACUGACAGUCUGUACGUUUGAUAUGCAUUGCAUUUACCCGGCACAUGAGUCCACUUCACCGAUGUAUGAGCAUUCUGGAGAUAUGCAUGAACGCUUAAUUUUGUAAUCUUUAUGUAAGCAUAUAUAUACGAGUUGCAAAAUCCCUGACUUUCAGUGUACACAGGCAUGAUGUACUCGUUACAAAGUCUAAACGACCCUUAACAGCACCAUAUCUGGGCCGCAAGCAUUUUAAAGUUUUCUCCGCUUGUUAGCUUUAUUUAUUGUCAAUUAAAGUUGUUAUUCAGCUUUGAUAUAUAAGUUAUAAUCACUUAGUUUAGCUUGACCCUUUAAUCUUGACAUCUCGUCAUCCUAGUUCAGCGACAAGAGCUUUAUCCGUUAGUCACCCGCUCAACUUUCUUCAGAUCUCAUUUCUGGUGCAAACCUUUAUGAAAAUCUGAUGUAGAUUAAGAAAACGGCUGUUCAUUUUUAAAAUUACAAUCUUGUACAUAUAAAUAGGAGGGUCUGGAAUAAAGGUAUGAUAAUAAAAAUA